This is a messenger RNA of Neurospora hispaniola, 1518 nucleotides long. RefSeq names its product acid protease. The coding region runs from base 1 to 1518 and encodes 505 amino acids. Lineage: Eukaryota; Fungi; Ascomycota; Sordariomycetes; Sordariales; Sordariaceae. The transcript is spliced from 4 exons. The record is from RefSeq and is a predicted model, not a curated record. Gene Ontology annotation, cellular component: fungal-type vacuole. Gene Ontology annotation, biological process: proteolysis. Gene Ontology annotation, molecular function: aspartic-type endopeptidase activity.
AUGUUACCCACCCUAGGCACCAUGGCCUACGGCCUCUACAGCCUCCUCCUAACCUCCACCAUCCUCGUUGGUGCCGCCUCCAUAAACCUCACUCCCACCGAACGCUACCUUCAAGACUCGGCCCCCAAGUUGGCCGGUAUCAAAUACACCGUCCCCAAGGCCGUCCUCGGAUCGCAUCCCAACACCCGCAAGCUCGAAGUCGCCCAUUCCUUCCAAACCCUCCAAGGCGUCUCCCACUCCAUCGGCGGCUCCAGCAGCGGCACCACCCCCCGCGCCGUGAACCGCCGCUCCGCCGCCUCCAUCCUCGGCCAACACCAACGCCGUCUGCGCCAAAACUCCGUCCACACCCACGGUAGCCAUGGUGGCGGCGGUGGCGGCGGCGGUAGCGGCGGUAGCGGCGGCGACGACGAGGGAGAAGAAGGCUCCGCCUACGGCUACGAAAACGUCACAGUCACCACCGCCUACGGCACCCAAUACGCCGCCGAAGUACACUGGAACUCCGUCCCCCUCUUACUGCUUCUCGACACGGGCUCCUCCGACACGUGGGCCAUCACCCACAACUUUUCCUGUCUCGAUUACCUUGGGAACGACGUCCCGCAAAAGACGUGCGGCAAUGCCACCAAUUCUUCUUCUUCUUCUUCCCCUUCUUCGCCGUCGGGGCCGGCAAAGGCAGAAGAACCAGACCUCUGGAACCCAUAUGGCCCUACGGACCCGCAGACGCACAUGUUCAUUCAGUACGGCGACGGGGAGAUCGUCACGGGUCCGAUGGGCUUUGCGGAUAUCACAGUCGGGAACAUCACUGUGAGGAAACAGCAGGUGGCGUUGGCGGAAAGGACGUUUUGGUUUGGGAAUAAUUUGACGAGUGGGUUGAUGGGGUUGGCGUUUCCGAGUUUGACGAAUGCGUAUUUAGGGGGGAUGCCCACCGGGUCUGGGUCUGGGUCUGGGUCUGGGAGUGGUGAGGGGGGAGAGGGAGGAGAGGGGGGAGAAGGAGGUGAUGGAAGUGGAAGUGGACUAGGCGGUGGUGAUGGGCAUGAAUCCUACAACCAGCUUUACUACCCGCCGUUGUUCACGAGUAUGGUCAACCAGGGGUCGGUACCGCCGCUGUUUAGUAUCACGAUUGAUCGGAAUGCUAGCUCGGGGUUGUUGGCUUGGGGUGGGUUGCCGCCUGCUACGGGGCUGGAGAAGGGGAAGGAUGUGGAGUUGGAUAUGAUUAUUACAAACCUAAUCGACGUCCCCGAGACCGCCUACGACUACUCCUUCUACACCGUCAUUCCGGACGGGUGGCAAUUCGGCCCCAACACCAACACGAGAAAAUUCCCUUAUAUCACGUUUUACUUGAAUCCUGUCGACUUGAUCAAUCAGGACAUGGUCGAUCCGUUGACGGGGCUGUGCAUGACGGCCAUUGCGGACGGGGGCGCGGGGCCGUAUAUUCUGGGGGAUGUGUUUAUGCAGAAUGCCUUGACGGUUUUCGAUGUGGGGAGGGGGAAGAUGAGGUUUUUGGGGAGGGAGUUUUAUUGA